Molecule: messenger RNA, 1305 nt
Organism: Annulohypoxylon maeteangense
Lineage: Eukaryota; Fungi; Ascomycota; Sordariomycetes; Xylariales; Hypoxylaceae
Exons: 3
Coding region: 1-1305 (434 amino acids)
Source: RefSeq, a predicted model, not a curated record
AUGACAGCAAUCAGCCCAUCAAUAUGCGACUUAGCAGAGGUAGCCAUAAGCCAACCGCCAGAUUUUCAAACCAGAUACCUCGACCCGGUAGAGCACCUAGACUUUACCGAUGAAGAAUGUCGUCACCAUCUAUUAUUCGAGCACUACAGAUUUCCUAACCUGAGGACCAUAUCGUUGGCUUUUUCAGGCUACAACAACGACUUUACCUUGGUGCCGUAUCUCCAACCUAAGUUGGAAAGGUUGCAUUUUUAUGGCGGUCCGAUCACAGAUGCAACUCUUGCGAGGUUACUGACCUGUUGCCCGGUACUCAGAGAACUGAUAAUCGAGAACCCUCUAUACACCUGUUGUUCAUCAGAAGGCUUUCGUAUGUAUCUCGAUGGUGUAAGAUCUUUGAGCAGUCUAGAACUGCGAUGUGGCAAGGGUGAUGCUGCUAUCGCCAACGUUUUCCUAUCUCUUGCCCAGUCAUCCAUUCUAAGAACUCUCGACUUCCGCAUCACAAUAGAUGUAGAACUUAUGAGCAGAGCCCUCGAGGACCGGAGACGAUUAUCAAAUCCCAACCCAUCGUUAUUUGCAGAUCUCAAAAAGCUCGUCUGCGUAGCAACUUACCCAGCGAUAACGAUGCUACUCCCUCAUUUGACCAAACUCACCUACCUCGAAGUCAGCAUCAAAGGUAAAGAGGCGCUGGACUUGUUUUCGCAACUCUGCAGAUUUCGAUUGCAACUGCGCGUUCUAAAGAUAGAGUAUCUAUGCUCGUAUCCCGUUAUGAUCAACCCGGCGAUGAUGCUCGAGUUCGUACAAAAACGAUGUUGGGAUAUAGAGGAACUAGUGGUGUCCGGUAAAGAAGCCUGCGGAACGGGAUUUUCCAGACCCGUAUUCAAGUUAUUAGAAAGGGCGGGCUCAUUAAGGCACCUGCGGCUAUCGUUGAAAUGCGAUUUGACGGAGGUCACGCUGCUAGUUGCCGCCAAAUAUGCUGGGAAAAGAUUAGUUGAACUUGACAUACACGGGACGUUCGAUUCCGAUCGGCUAACUAAGUUGUUCGCGGACAUGGGAUUUUCGUUCGGCAAGCAGUUCAGAUUUCUCAGUAUUGGAACGAUAUCGAUUCCACGUUUCGAAAAUGACAUUGAGGAGCUACGACCGAAGGCAGAGGCAUUCGCUCAUCUCCUGAAAACAAUAUUUCCCAUGUUGGAGGACUUCAAUGUUUCAGAUUCGAACGACUUCAGUAAAAUGGUCGAGAGUGAGUUGAUGGAAAUGCUUGAGGAUGCAAGAUCGAUAUAUCAGAAGAUCCAGAUGGACCCAGCAUCGUAA